GGCGCCCUGCGUAAGGGAGGGCGCGCGGCCGCAGCCUGCGACGGCCGGCGCGUCCCAAAGUUCGACUCCUCCGCCCGGACUAGGGCCACCCCCGGGGAGGUGGCGCCAGCCGGGACCGCAGGCUUUGGAGGCACGAGGCCCGGGCAGGGUGCCGAGUUCCCGAGGCUCCGCUGAGAAGCCGAGCGGUAGCGAGACCGCUGCUCGGGAGCCGCCACGAUGGAGCUGGAACUGGAACCCUGUGGGGCCGGGGUCCCGGCUGCCGGGCAGCGGCUUCUCCAGGCCGAGGCCCCGGCGGAGAAUGAGCCGGAGGCAGUGGUGGGCUCCCGGAGGAGCGGCCGGGCAGACAGCAUGCUGCGCUGGUUCAUCACCGUCCUCCUGUGUGCCGCCUUCCUGGGGCUGGGGAUGAGUGUUGCUAUACUGGGACCCACGUUUCAAGACUUGGCAACGAAUGUGAACCGCAACAUCAGCAGUCUUUCUCUAAUUUUUGUGGGCCGUGCCUUUGGAUACCUGGGUGGCUCUGUGAUUGGUGGAGUUCUUUUCGACAGUAUGAAUCAUUUUCUCCUUUUGGGGGUGUCAAUGUUCGCUACCACAGUUGGUCUCUAUCUUGUUCCAUUUUGUAAGACCGCAGUGUUACUGAUCGUCAUGAUGUCCACCUUCGGUGUUUCAAUUGGCAUUCUGGAUACAGGUGGUAACGUCCUAAUCUUGGCUAUUUGGGGGGACAAAGGAGCCCCGCACAUGCAGGCCUUACACUUCAGCUUUGCCCUAGGUGCCUUUUUGGCUCCACUGCUGGCUAAAUUGGCAUUGGGCACGACAGUGUCUGCUGAAAACCGAACAGAGGCUGACUUUAACCAAUCUGCCUUCAACCAAUCACCUGAAGCUGACUCAGAAUCUCUAUUUGGAAUACCUGACGAUAUGAAUUUGCUGUGGGCUUACGCUGUUAUCGGUACUUACAUUUUUGUAGUUGCUCUCUUUUUUUUCGCUUUGUUUUUAAAGAAAAGCUCAAAGCAAGAAAAAGCAAGAGCAUCUGCUCAAAGGUUUCGAAGAGCCAAAUACCACAAUGCCCUUCUCUGUCUCCUUUUCCUGUUCUUCUUUUUUUAUGUUGGAGCUGAGGUAACAUAUGGCUCUUAUGUUUUCUCAUUUGCAACCACCCAUGCUGGCAUGAAAGAAAGUGAAGCGGCCGGGUUGAACUCCAUCUUCUGGGGGACCUUUGCAGCCUGCAGGGGCAUGGCAAUCUUUUUUGCUACAUGUUUACAACCUGGAACCAUGAUUGUGCUGAGCAACAUUGGCAGCCUGACUUCAUCUUUAUUUCUGGUGCUUUUCAACAAGAGCCCAGUUUGUCUCUGGAUAGCGACUUCAGUGUAUGGGGCCUCAAUGGCAACCACGUUCCCCAGUGGAGUGUCUUGGAUUGAGCAGUACACGACCAUCCAUGGGAAAGCUGCAGCAUUUUUUGUAGUUGGUGCCGCCCUAGGAGAAAUGGCUAUUCCUGCAGUAAUUGGAAUUCUUCAAGGCAAAUACCCUGAUUUGCCUCUAGUUUUGUACACCUCUUUAGGGUCAUCAAUAGCCACUGCUAUUUUAUUUCCUGUACUGUACAAAUUAGCCACCUUGCCGCUUGAUCGUCAGCGAAAAGAACACAGGAAAAGUGAGGACCAGAAAGCUCUGCUUUCUAGCUCUGGGCUCAAUGACUAUGAGGAAGAGAAUGAAGAAGAUGAUGCAGAAAAAUGGAAUGAAAUGGACUUUGAAGUGAUUGAAAUGAAUGAUACAAUGAGGAAUUCUGUAAUAGAGACAUCUAGAAAUAUUUUGAUGGAGACUACAGCUGAAGUCCCCAACCAUUCCUACUCAAAUGUGUUAAUGUUUGAAUCCUCUCCAGUUAAUACUGGCAACUCCCCUGUGAAUUACUUGCAAGAAACCAGGACAAAAGGGACUAAUGCUUUGAGAGGAUGGAUUAUUUACUGACUCUUCAAAUAAUCACCAGUUCUAAGGAGGCCAGUCAGAGCAAAGCAUAGUAUAUUUGUAACAAGCUUUGAGGAUCACAAUUUCCAGGUCCGAGUAUAGCAAAUGCUAAAAAGUUUUGAAAUGUUCUGUAAUCCCCAGAGCCUUUCAUAAAGAACCAGUGAUCUCAUACAGCAGGAUCCUGUUGUGAGGCUAGUGUUUGGUGGCAUGUGGCUGAGUAGGUGAUAUUUUAUGGCCUUCACCCCUCCUCAGAGCAUGCAGAGAAGGCAUUUGUUUUUGAGAAGUUGGGUGUGCCAUUCAGAUAAAGCAAAACUGUUUAGUAGUUGAAUCGGUUAGCCAAACAAAUUCUCUGUCAUCAGUAUUCUGCCAGGGAAGUUGAGAAUCGUUUCAUAAAGAGACAUCUUUGAAAAUGGACAGAGAUUUCUAUUAAUUGUUUUACUCUGUAGUGUUGGAUCAAAACAUGGUAAUUACUAUUGUUUUCAGAUUUUUAUGAAGAGAGCAGAGAACAGGUGCUGGAAACCUGGCUUCAAACCUCCACUGCUGCUUCCUAGUCUGGCCCUGUACUCAGUCAUAUGACUUAUGUAGGCCUUGUUUAUCUCAUCUCCUGGUCUGGGGCUCUAAUGAAAGUGAGAUGACUUUCAAAUGGGAAUCCCUCAUUUUUACAUUUUGUGCAAGGUGUCUGUCAGAAAUGAACAUAAGUGCCACUCCAUUCGUCAUUUCAAAUGAGAAGUGAAAAAAAAUGAAUAGCUUUAAGAAUGUGCUACUGAUUAUGAAUAACGUCAAUGUAAGAGACUCUAUUUAAUACUUUAUUUGAAUAAUUAUGAGGAGUACAUUUUUAGCACUAUGUCAUUGAUGCUGAGAUGCACCUUUUUUUUUCCACAUUUUUAACAUCUCUGAAAUCAAAGUAUGUGUUAAAAUCAGUGGUCAUUUAAUGUGACAAAAUUGAGUUUUUUCCCAUAUACUUCUAUAAAGUAAUGUUGCAUUUUACAAUCAGUGUCUUAGUUUCAGUGAAUACAGUGAUUCAUUCAAUGAUGGAGAUUGUACUAUUUUUACAGACAUUUUAAGAAGAGAAGUUAUUUUUAUAUGUUCAUUUUCUCUGUGUUCACACAGGAUUUGGAGAUGCCUUGCUGCAGUUUUUAAAGCUGUUUCAGAGUUGCUAUGUUAGUAGUAGGGCUGUGCACGGGGUCUCUUGUGGCCCUUUGGUUACCUCAGUGACAAUCUGGGGAUGAGUCUGCUGUUGCAGGAGUUGCUCCUUAUGGAGUCUAGUUGGUAGUCACGUUGUAAGCUCUGUAAAUUAGACUGCUAAUUUAAUUAGCCGUGAGACACAGUCUUUUCCAGCGAUUGGAAUACCUGUGUCAGGCCUCUGGACCUCCUCCUCCCUGAGUUCGAAAUAUCUCGGAAAUCAAAGUAAUGAUUUGAAAGUGGCUUGGGGGCUUAAGAGGGAUCGUGAGCAUGGCAAAUCUGGCGUGGGGUAUCCUUUGAUAAAUGACUGGCAUUGAUGACAGAUUUUGUUCACUUCUUAGCACAUUUUGUGCUGAAUAAUACCUAAUUUCUACUUGGUUGCAGUAUGUCUACUUUUUAACUAAUUUCUGUAAAUUUGCCUUUGUUUUUUCAUAAGUGGAAAAUAGUACCUUUCUCGACCACUGUCCGUUAUUGGUCAUUUUAACAAUCUGACAGUUUUGGAGAGAGCUGGUGGAGAAAUUAACAGUGAAAAGCCUAUUCUUCUUGCUUUCUUUAUUCUAUCCUUUUCUCUUAGCUAGAACUUGGAGAUUAGGUCUGCUCCACUUACUGCCCUUUCUCAGGUUGUUGGAGUGUAGGCAGUAGCAACUGUUUGGCAUCUGGGCAGCUUGCCAGAAUAGGGAUUCAACCUGUGGCAUCGACAUUUAAAGGGUAGAAGUGCAACUCAGAGAAAGAAGGGAAUAAGAACAUGGUAGAAAACUUGGAAAUCCAUGAAAAAUGCAUUAGAAUUCCACAAACCAAAAUGUGAAUGGCCAUAUGAGAUUAUAGGGAUUGUUAAAGUUUGAUAAUGUAUUUCCAUAUUGGAAAGAUAAGACAGUACAAUUCCAGGAAUUAGCCUUCAUCCUAAUAAUCAGUUCAUAGUUAAAUAAGUGUCUGCCGAUACUCAAGUAACCAAUACCGAAGUUUUCUAUUUCUGAGUAACAAAUUAUUGUAUCACAAAUUUAACAGCUUAGAACAACAGACCUUUUAUUUCUUUAAUCUCACAGUUUUCUUGAGUCAAGAAUUUGGGCAUGACUUCACUGGGUUGGUUCUCUGCUCAGGAUCUCAUGGGCUGCAGUCAGGCUGUUGAAAGAGCUGUGCUUUGUCGAGCUUGGACUUCCCUUCUACGCUGUGUGGUUUUUGACAGUAAUUCAGUUCCUUGAGGCAGUAGACUGAGAUCUCCAUUUUUUUUUUUUUCCUGGCUGUCAGCAGGCACCUGUCUCGAUUGCUAGGACCUCCCAUGUGGCCCUCUCAUAGAUUCUUUCGAAGCAUGGCAGCUUGUUUCUUCAAAGCCAGCAGGAGAAUCUCACUGGAGCCGACUGAGCUGGGGUUUUUAAUGAUACCGUGUAAUCAUGGGAGUGACAUCCUGUCCCUUUUGCCAGAUUUUGUAGACCAGAAGGAAGUCUCAGAGUCUGUCCAAACUCUAGGGAAGAGGAUAGUAUAUGGAUGUAUCUGAUUAUUGGGGGUCACCUUAGGGUGUGUCUGCUAUACUCAAGUGUCUGCAACACUCAAGGGAGCCAGAAAACUUUAGCUGGGGAAAAAUCCUUCAGUAGUCACCAAAAGUGAUAAUAGAUACAACCUACUGAAUGUUCUAGUGCAGGAAUGGAAAACUCCCUAUAGACCAGGCCAAUAAACCUAACUCAGAAUUAGGCUUUUUCCCUUGAGAUUUUAGUUUGUGCUCUUUUCCAGUGUACUUUUUAACCAGUUCAAAUGCAGCUUAAUAUGAGGGAAAUUCAUAAGUUUUGGUCUAAUUGUAUUUUCAUAGUAAAGUCCAAGAAGACUUUGAGAGCAUUUUUCAAUCCCUGUUAUUUUUUAAAGAAAAAUCUUAAAAUAAUUUUUUAUUAUAUAUGAAGGUAUAAAAAAGGUCAUGGUAGAAGAUUAGGGAAGUACCUAAAAUUUUUAACGGACAAAUGAAAUCAUAUUCCUAAAUACCUAGAAAGUUCUUACAUUUCUAGUCAGCUUAGUUUCCCAAGACAAGGGUAAAGGGGUAAAAAAAUUUCCUUCUUCCAGAUAAAGUAUCAGAAACAACUUGAAUUUUAUGUCUAGAAUGUAUUGAUACUACAUUUGGUGGACUGGUUUUUAGUUUGAAUAGUUGUAAUUUAUUAAGAACAGAAAGAGAGUAUCAACACACCCCUGAAAAAUGUGAGACCCAGAUUCCAUGUAAAAUGAUUUUGUUUCAAGUAGAUUUAUUGAAUAAUCAGGAUAGUUUUCUCAUAACCAGAACUUUUAUAUUAUUAUAGCAAUGUAGCAUUCAAUCCUGCCACUUAAAAAUUAUUACUAAAAUAGAGCUUAAAAUUCUUAGUGAAAGUAGAUAUAGUCUUCUGGGGUCCCUUGUGUUUGUUGGGUGCCCUGGUUCAUAAUAUGCAUUUGUAAUGUUUUGUUGUGAAUGUGUGCGUGUGUAUAUGUUUGUAUGUGGAGCCCACAGAUGCUGUGUGUGUCUGAUAUUUUCUUACAGUGUGGGGAUGUAGCACAGGGGUAGAGGUGAUAGGGAAGGGAUACAGAAAAGCUUACUGUGUGAUUUCAAAGUUUGUUACAGUUGUUCUUUUAAAUUGAAAUUUUUAUGAAGGUUAUUGUCGAUUUACAUGUAGUUGUGGGCAGUGUUUUUCUCAAACUUGCUGAGUGAAGAAUACUUGCUCAGUUUGGAAAGAUAGAGAAAUAGAUGGGUGCUUCUCAUACUUUAACGUGCAUUAGAAUUGCUUCUUAAAAUGCAGAUUCUGAUUUAGUUGGACUGGGUUAGGGACUGAGAUUCUUCAUUUCUAACAAGCUCCUAGGUGCUGUUGGCCCAUGGGUCGACCACACUUUGGGUAGCAAGGUCCACUUUUUGGGAAUGUUAAAUUCUUUGCUGCUACUGUUGGGAAUUUCAUUUGUUUUCUUUUAGGUUUUCUAAAUAAAUCUAAAUCUCCGGGAGUCUAUAGUCCCCAUGAACCCCCUCCAUUUGUAUACCCUAAAUCUCUGGGAGUCUAUAGUCCCCGUGAACCCCCUCCAUUUGUAUACACUAUUCUAAGACUGAGUUCUCUUCAGUCCUCUCCAUUUGCUGCAUUAGCUGUUGAAUAUUUAUUUCACAUGUUAUCGAAUGCCUCUUGUUUGGUAGUUUCUGUGGGAGAUGUACACUGGUGAAAAAUCAGAAAUUUCCUGCCUUAAUGGAACUUACCUCUAAUGCAGUACUGUCAAGUAUCUGCAUUGGCCAGUGGCUGCUGUAUGUAGAUAGCACAGGUCCAGUGGGAGAAACAAAGCGUCAAACAAGUCAUCACACAAGAUAUUUCCAGGAAGGCUUUAUUUCCUGUUGUUCUAGAGAUUGAUUAACUACUAUCUGGGGUCAGAAGGUUGUGAUAGAUACCUUGUCAAAUGGCGUAAUAUAAAUUAUGGCAUUUAAGAAAGACCUGGUGAUCUAAAAGAGAAGGUGUUGGUUUCCUUGGGUAUAAAAGAAGCAAACCAAAGCUGGUGACUUGGUUGUCAGAAGGAAUAUUAAAGCUCUCUCCUUUAAUGCACUUUGGCCAGUUGGCAUUUGAGCUAGGUUGAGCCUGAGUUGGAUUUUUUAUUUAGGUUUAAAUAGUUUCAUAUUUAAUGAUUUAAAACUGUACAGCACUGAAUUUUUACAAUCAAAGAGAAUUGUUCUUUAUUUUCCAACAUUUUCCUGUGGUAAUUGUAAUUAUGUCUUCUCUUGUCCUGUAUUUCUGUCCUUUUUAUUUCUUUUAAUUCUUCAACAACAACAAGGAGGAUCCCUUAGGUUCUUGCACUGUGACUAUUGAUUCUUAU
Bubalus bubalis (water buffalo) is the source of this 6924-nucleotide messenger RNA. RefSeq names its product major facilitator superfamily domain containing 4B (gene SLC60A2). Lineage: Eukaryota; Metazoa; Chordata; Mammalia; Artiodactyla; Bovidae. Gene Ontology annotation, biological process: transmembrane transport. The record is from RefSeq and is a predicted model, not a curated record.